Molecule: messenger RNA, 2073 nt
Organism: Poecilia reticulata (guppy)
Lineage: Eukaryota; Metazoa; Chordata; Actinopteri; Cyprinodontiformes; Poeciliidae
Product: heparan sulfate glucosamine 3-O-sulfotransferase 3A1-like
Molecular function (GO): [heparan sulfate]-glucosamine 3-sulfotransferase activity
Source: RefSeq, a predicted model, not a curated record
GAGAGAGGCACAGACUAUAACCCGAGUGUUUAAUUAAUCCACCUCCAGUUUCGCGGGGUUAUCUUUGUUUUAUUUAAGGUAGUUUUGCCUUACAUGUCAAGUUUAAGCCCCAUGUGUUGCUUUUGGAGGGUUUAUGCUCCACAUCGCAGUGUGGAUGAAGAUUAUUUUCGCACUUUUCUUCAUGGAAAGUGGAUUCAGUGAUGUUCGCUUAGCAUGGCUGUGGCUCCUUCACCGGAGCCGGUAUGGCUUUUAGCCUCAUCCGCAAACUGGACGCCCCGUCCCGAGGCAUCCUGUCCAGGAAAGCGGUGGUCAUGCUCUGUUCCCUCCUCGCCCCUCUCAUCCUCCUGCACCUCCUCACCGACCGCUGCGCCUCGCCUUCACCGGUCAGAGGCUCUCCGCGGAACAAGCGGCUCGUGAGCGAACGGCGCGCCGCUGGCCACGGGGUCGCCGAAGGGGCUGUAACGGCUGUGCGCGCGGGACCGACGGUUUGGCAGCUUCCAGAGGAGUCACCUGCUUUUCCGCCGCCGCAGGAUCUGGUCGUUUCUCCCAGGUUCGCAGGUAAAAUCAGCCCGCUCGGGGAGGGGAGCAAGAAGCUGCCCCAGGCUCUCAUCAUCGGGGUGAAGAAAGGAGGGACCCGAGCUCUGCUGGAGUUUCUACGGGUACAUCCGGACAUUAGGGCAGUGGGAGCGGAGCCGCACUUCUUCGACCGUAACUAUGACUACGGACUGGAGUGGUACAGGGAUCUGAUGCCCAAAACCCUGGAGGGCCAAAUCACCAUGGAGAAAACGCCCAGCUACUUUGUGACAAGAGAGGCCCCAGCGAGGAUAUCGGCCAUGUCCAGGGACACCAAACUGAUCGUGGUAGUGAGGGACCCCGUCACCAGAGCCAUCUCCGACUACACGCAGACUCUGUCUAAGAAGCCCGAUAUUCCCUCUUUUGAGAGUCUCACCUUCAAAAACAGGACUACGGGGCUCAUUGACACCUCGUGGAGCGCCAUCCAGAUCGGCAUCUACGCCAAGCACCUGGACAACUGGCUGCAGUACUUCCCCAUGGACCAGAUCCUCUUUGUGAGCGGCGAGCGUCUGAUCAGCGACCCGGCCGGAGAGCUGGGCCGCGUGCAGGACUUCCUGGGCCUCAAGAGGAUCAUCACAGACAAACACUUUUACUUCAACCAGACCAAGGGAUUCCCGUGCCUCAAAAAGGCAGAGGGCAGCAGUAAGCCCCACUGCCUGGGAAAAACCAAAGGGAGAACCCAUCCGAACAUUGAUCCCGAGGUGGUGCAGAGGCUACGGGACUUCUACAGGCCCUUCAACAUGAAGUUCUACCAGAUGACAGGACGUUUCUUUGGCUGGGAUCACUGAAUGUGUCUUUUUUUUUUGCUAAAUAAUGAGUGAGAAAUACAAUGGGUUCUUAGGCAAACACUUGAUGGUAUGAGAAUUUGACACUUUGGGCUUUAAGUUGGAGCACUCUAACCCUAACCCCAAAUUUUGUCUUGUUUCCCCCAGUCAUUAAUUGAAAAUUGAAGCUGUUGGACUUUUCUAAAAAAAAGAAAAAAAGUCUUCUGAAAUUAAGAUAUUUACACACUUGGUAAAAGCAGACAUUACAUUAGACUAAACUUUGGCUCCUGUCAGUCAAUUGACAUUAGCACAAUUGUUUUAAUUUGUUAAAGUUACAUUAUUGAGAUUUUUUGUCUUUUCGUCAAGUUGAGAAAUGUACAUGUAUUUCUUCAUAUUUUGUGGAAUUACCCAUUAAAGCGUAAGAUUUGGAUUAAAUAUUUUUUGGUAUUCGCUACAAGGUCCUAACAAUAGAUUACUAUCAUUUUGACCAAUGUUUUAGUUUCUUCUCACAACAUGACAUGUUGCAAAAACUAUUUCUCUGAAUGAAUUUGCAAACUAUAGUCUGAGGUUUUUUUUGUAUUGCUUUUCUGUCUGCUUGACAGUAGGACACUGUCCUUUUAUGAUUAAUUCACACAUUUCUCACCACAUUCGUCUCUGGGAGACAAAUCAGACUUCUUCCUGAGCUAAGUGUUGCCUGGACAUUACCAAACUCAAAUAAAUGAUUGAGGCAUUUCCA